ACACUCACUCUCUUUGGUAUACCUUCACCAUCGCUCCCAAAUCGAGACAUCAGCCACAGUGGUGUACGGUUCAAGGCCAGGUAGACAAAAUGACUUUUCUUCACUACAAUUGUGGCAACAAAGCCACCGAACCCUUUGACCCUCUCUUUCUGCAGGUCAAAAUGUCUUGUCAGCACAAAGCGAAUGGACACACCACCGGAUCCUGGGACUUUGGCUCGACUGAAGAGACGUUCCUCACAUUUGACGCAGAAAAUAGAACAUGGAAAGUGCAUUAUGCUGGAGCCAAACAGAUGAAAGAGAAGUGGGAGCACGACCCGGAUGUGAAUCAGUUCUUCUAUAUCACCUCGAUGGGAGACUGCAAGAGUUGGCUCACCAACUUCCUGAUGCACUGGGAGAAAAUGCCACAGUUCAGAG
This is a messenger RNA of Otolemur garnettii (small-eared galago), 414 nucleotides long. RefSeq names its product UL16-binding protein 1-like. The annotation marks the transcript as partial. Gene Ontology annotation, cellular component: external side of plasma membrane. Gene Ontology annotation, biological process: immune response; positive regulation of T cell mediated cytotoxicity; antigen processing and presentation of endogenous peptide antigen via MHC class Ib. NCBI's taxonomy places the organism in Eukaryota, Metazoa, Chordata, Mammalia, Primates, Galagidae. The transcript is spliced from 2 exons. The record is from RefSeq and is a predicted model, not a curated record.